UAAUUUAGGGCAACAAAAAGUGUGAUUGUAUUCUAUGGACUUAAAUUAUUGGUACUUUUUAGCAACACUAAAUGAAUAUGAAGGGGAUGGAUUAAAAGGGUAAUUCAUUAAUUUAUAUAUAAUGGGAAAUUGUAUAGCUGUAAGGGAGACAUCAAAUAAAAAUCCAAAGACCACUCCAACGUAUAUUGACAUAAACAAUUUUAUAGAACAUCAUAAAUAAUUGGCUUUAAUAGCAAUAGAAGAAAGAAAAAAGAAAUUAGAAAAAUAAAUAUAAAGGGUACAAAAUGGAGGUUAUGGAAGUUCUGAAGAAGAAGAUAAAGUUGUUAUAGAAAAUAUUCAUGAAGGAGAUAGUGGAAUAUAAUAAUUAUCAGAUGCAUAAAGAUCUAUGAUGAAGGAUUCAAUUCAUUCAUAAAAUAAUAAGAUGUCAAGAUAACUUACAAUUAAUUCAGAUACAAGUGUUAUAUAGCUUUAAGAAAAGAUCAAAAUAUAAAAUGAAAAACUUGAAAAUCAUUCUGAUUCUGAUGUUUAUAAUUAUAAUUCUGAAGAUGAACUAGAAUAAUUUUUUGGAGGAACCAAAUCAUCAAAGAAAUAAAUUAAGGCUAAAAAUAUAUUGAGUUCAUUAAUUAAUUAAGGUGAUAAGCCUCCUACUGAAUAAAUUAAAACAUUCAAAAAUACUCUAUUCAAAAAAGAGGAUUCUGAAGAAUAACCUGUAGGAAAUGUUUUUUCUGAUAAUGAUGCCAGUUUUGAUGAUAAAUCACCUGAUUUUAAAAAGAAAUGA
Molecule: messenger RNA, 778 nt
Organism: Paramecium primaurelia
Lineage: Eukaryota; Ciliophora; Oligohymenophorea; Peniculida; Parameciidae
Source: the annotation of a GenBank genome assembly